Messenger RNA from Ectocarpus siliculosus, 1947 nucleotides. Lineage: Eukaryota; Phaeophyceae; Ectocarpales; Ectocarpaceae. The record is from the annotation of a GenBank genome assembly.
AUGGAAGGGCCUGUGGCUGAUGCACUGCUGAAGCUUCUUCGGUACUUCCACAACCCGGAGCUCGUCGGUUCUCUUCUUCUCCUAUACGUCGUUCAUGUCGUUGGGUUCACGGUCAACAUCCCGCACCUGUUCCUGAACGGGCUAAAGUUUAUCGUUGCCCCCACGCAGGAGGCGGUACUCCGAAUCAGGUCCGACGCGAAGGGACCGCGGCCCGAACCGCUCGGGCAGCUGGAUAGGGAGGGGAAGGACGCCAAUGCGUACGACAAGAUGGAUGCCCUUGGUCUCGCAAGGAUGGAGGUUUCGCGUGGGACGCUGGGGGGCUUGAUGUACUUCCCACAAUACGAGGGGAUGGUGCUGUGGGCCGUCAUCGCUCUCGGCAACUUCUUCAUCGCUCAAGGGAGCCGCUGCGCUAUUCCCACGCAAACAAAAUGUGAGCACCGAGGUUCGGCCAAAAAAGAAAAGUCCCCAAGGAGUGGCGCGUUCUGUACCGCAAACCUCGUUCACUCCUUGCCUUCGGCGUUCUUCGACGCCCUUCGGUGUCCUCCGACAUCCUCCUUUGGAGUUCCGAUAGCCCACCUAGACUCGUGUCUUCUUCUCCUCCCGCAAACCCCGUUCACUCCUUCCUUCUCUUUGGCGCUCUUCGACGUCCUCCUCCUUCUUUGGCGUGACCCUUCGGGUGGGGGCAGACCCCUGGGCUGGGCUAGCCUGACGCUCUGCGGCGCGCUCCUCCGCUGCUGGUGGUGCAAUGUCCGCCUCAUCUACCUCCUCGGCCUCAACAACGACUACUCCAAAUUCGCCCUCCUCUCCGGAUUCUGCGGCCUUUUCGCCGCCGCCGCCGUCGCCGCCAUGCUACCACCCUCCUUCCUGGCGUUUGACGUUCGGGCGGCCGCAGCCGCGCUGCACGCCUGGGGGGGAGCGGUGCGGGGGGGGAGUGAUGCCGCGGUGCCCCCCGGUGGGGUGUCGGCCGUGGUUAGCCGGGAAGACUUCUUAGCGAUGUUUCUGCCGACGGUGGCGGUAGUGGCGGCCUGCGUGACGGCGGCGGCGGCGCUGCCUGCCAUUCGCUUCUCGCAGUACUUCUCCCGCGCUCUCGGAAGGGGCAGCGGAGCGACACUCGUUUACCGCGCGCUACUCGUAGUCGAUGGCGUUCUGCCGUGGCUAGCCUCCCUGGUGUGGAUCAGUGAGGUUCCGCCGCUUGUCCUCGGCGAGCGUUGGGGGGGGGGCGACGCCGGCAGGGCAUUGGCCUUGAGGGUGGGGGUUACCGGGCUAGCUGCUUGGGCCAGGCUCGCCGUGGGGAAGCUCCAGCUCCAGGCGUACCUUGAAGGGGUCAAGGAGUCCGUGCUGGUAGACCUCCGGGAAAAGAAGGUCGACUCGCAAUCCGUGCGGUCCAAGUUCGACGCCCGCUUGCAGUACCUCGUCAUCGCAGCCGCGCAGUACGCCGCGCCUGCUCUCACCGUCCUCUUCUCGCUGGCCCUGCUGGUACACGUCGGCGAUGCCGCCACGGGCGGCGACCUCGCGUCAGGUACAGGCGGGCGGGCAGGGCUUGGAGUCUGCGACGCCGCUCGACGUGUGGUGGGCCUAGAGUCCUGGGGUACCGCCUUCGCUGCCGCGGCGGGAGCCGCGGAGGCGCCGAAUAGCGGCGCCGCCGUCGGCGGCGGGGCGGCGUUAGGGUUAGGGGGGGGAGGGCUGGCGGCCUUCAUCUCAACAAUUCCGGAGUUCCCCGAGGCGUUCUGGUCCGGGGUGACCGGGUUCUUGGCGUGGUGGGCCUGUCUCUCGUGGGCGGUGACGUACGCGGUUGGGGUGGCGUUCUGGUUUGUUUUUCCGGAGGACGUCUCGGUGACGGAGAGGGUCCCGACAGAUAGGACCACCAAGGGCAAGAAGGAGAGGGUCAAGGGGAAGGCCAAGGCUAAGGGCGGUGGCAAGGGAGCCGGUGCCGGGGGGAAGGGCUAG